This is a messenger RNA of Acanthamoeba castellanii str. Neff, 1239 nucleotides long. Its product is annotated as gamma-glutamyltranspeptidase. The coding region runs from base 1 to 1239 and encodes 412 amino acids. Lineage: Eukaryota; Discosea; Longamoebia; Acanthamoebidae. The record is from RefSeq and is a predicted model, not a curated record. The transcript is spliced from 9 exons. Gene Ontology annotation, molecular function: glutathione gamma-glutamate hydrolase. Gene Ontology annotation, cellular component: plasma membrane. Gene Ontology annotation, biological process: glutathione catabolic process.
AUGAGCUAUCCGCCACUCACGUUUGUGAAGUUGCCGGCCUGCUCUCCUGCAUCAUCUCCUCUGCGACGGGUCACCUCUCCUGACUCGUUCUCGCGACGCCGCUCUGCCCUCGUCACCGCUGCGCUCCACACGCGUGGAGACUGCCGCGUCCUCGCCAGCCAGAAGCGCAACCCAACCACGGCCCACCCACGGUAUAGGGCGGCCAGCUCAGCAAGCGCGGGCGAGAAGCGCCGUUCGUUCUGGAGCGACCUCUUUGUCAACUCGGACUCGUCACAGGACAACGAGGACGAGGACGAGGACAGCGAUGGCGACCUCGACAGCGGGCACCCGCUUCGAAACGCGGUGGAUGCAGCGGUGGCGAGUUGUCUGUGCAUCGGGGUGCUCAACAGCUUCUCCUCGGGGAUCGGCGGCGGUGGCGUCAUGCUGUACAUCUCUCGCCACCUCCUGAUCAUCUUUAUGAACCACACGUGGCCCAAUCUGCAAUCAAGCCUAAACCACUACGCGUGUGUGUAUCUCUAUGGCACGUGUACAUUGGCGACCACCUUAAGGCUGCACACGAAAGAGGGGCACAGCGAGCUGAUCGACUUCAGGGAGGUGGCGCCCAGCGCGGCGUCGCAGGACAUGUACCGCGACCGACCGGUCGAGGCCAGCCGCACGGGCGGGCUCAGCGUGGCGGUGCCGGGCGAGCUGGCCGGGCUCGAGUACGCGUGGCAGCAACACGGGUCGGGCCACGUGGCGUGGAAGGACCUCGUCAUGCCCUCGGCCCAGCUGGCCCGCAACUUCACCGUUCCCGCGCUCCUCGCCAAGUGGAUCGCCGACACGCCGGAGAUCGUGGUGGACCCGGGGCUUCGGUCGGUGUACGCGCCCGACGGGGUGCGCAAGAAGGAGGGCGACACGGUCUUCAAUCCGCGCCUGGCCGACACGCUCGCGCUCGUGGCAGAGAACGGCGCAUCGGCGUUCUACUCGCGUACGUCAUCGCUGGCGCAACAGCUGGUGGCCGACAUCCAGCAGGCUGGAGGCAUCAUCACUGCCGACGAUCUUCACAACUACCUCCACAACGGCACCGUUAAGGGAUUCUACCGCGGGCUGGAGGUGCUGAGCGCAGGUCCACCGUUCGGCGGCGCUUGCGUGGUGAUGGCGCUCAACCUCCUCGAGGCCUACAAUCUGCCCCUGCUCGGCCUAUCACUGGGUGGCCGAAGCGUUGGCCUUCGCCUACGCCGAUCGCAUGGGCCUGGCUGA